Messenger RNA from Plasmodium inui San Antonio 1, 1998 nucleotides. RefSeq lists its product as hypothetical. The transcript has a single exon. Lineage: Eukaryota; Apicomplexa; Aconoidasida; Haemosporida; Plasmodiidae. The record is from RefSeq and is a predicted model, not a curated record. The coding region runs from base 1 to 1998 and encodes 665 amino acids.
AUGAAGGAAGACAGAAAAGUCGAGGAGGGGAGUGAAAAGACGAACAAGAAUGAAAAGCAGAGAGAAAAAUUUCGCGAUAUCGAUUUGAAGGUGGAGGCGUAUGGAGAGGGGGAUUAUAGACUGCUCAGAUAUCUACCAGAUGGAUCCUGCGUUUUCGAACAAAUACCAGAUGAAGAAAAUAAAAAUAUGAAGAAUCUACAACAGUAUGCACAAUUGUUCUGUUCAGCAAUGGAAAAAAGGAUCCAGAUAAAAAGUAAUGACAAUAAUUUGAGAAAUGAUAAAGAAUGGACACAAGGAGAGGAAUACAGAGUGAUGGUCGAGGAUGAUUUAAAAGAAUUGAUGGUUUUAUUUGACCUAAUAUUAGGUACACUGAAUUAUGAUAAGGGCACAAAAUAUUUAACCCUAAAUAAGUGUAACUAUGUGAGGGAUAUAAAAGCUAACAACCAGGACAUAUGCAUCGCUGUUACGACCAGGAAAGAACUCCUACAGAAGUUGAGAAAAUUGUGUGAAGAAACAAGAAAGCAGAUUAACUCCAUAAACGGCAUUGUUGCACAGAAAUAUUUUUUACAUUUUAUCAAUCAACUCAUUCAAUACUGGAAAGUAUUAAAUAAAAAAUAUUCCGAAAUAGAUUAUUUACAACUUGAUAAUAAUUUCCCUUACGUUACGGAGGUCUCUGUUGAGUAUUUUUUUCUUCCAUCUUAUUUUUGGAACUUUUCUUCCAAUCCGAUAUUUCUCUCCUGGCCACCUUACCCUUCUUUCUCUCCCUUCAAAUCACAGUAUGCAAAUGUCACUUUUUCGUUUGAUGGGUUGGAAAAGGAUAUACAGCGUGGAAUACAUAACCAGACUGGAGGUUGCGCUAUUGAUGACUCUCUAUUUAGGCAUAAACCGAACAAAAGGCAGAGCACCACACAGGAAAUGAUUCCUCCUCUUGGCGAAGAAUACAAAAUUAAUGACCCAACAGAGGGUCUACAAAAUAGACAAGAUAGCUUCAAACCGAAUGGAGAUAUUAUACUGAAUGAAGUUCACACAUCCAUUAACGGUGAGCAUAAGACAAAUGAACAGAGUUACACUUUUUACUACCCAAAUGUGAAGGAAGAAGAAAUAAAAAUAUUCAGCAUGCUGGAUAGCAUGAGCGUCAUUUCCGUCGAGUUCGAAGGGAUAGCUGCGCACUUGAUCGAAAAAAACUAUGCCAUCCAGUUUGACUUGUGUCCAUUAAACGUACAGCUAAAGAAUGAAUUAAAAACGCACACAAAGGAAAAUCAUUCCGCAUGGGGGGCAAACACUUUUCCAGAAAGAAUAAUUCCAGAAAAUAUUUUUUUUGAGCAAGCCAAAAAGAUGCAUGAGAAACUGACAACUGCACAGUGGGUACUCAUAGAUAAAUCGAUUUUCUACAUCCUGGCCGAACAAGCAAAUAAUUUGAAAGACAGAAAUAAUAACCUGGCACUAAACCUUCCCAGCGUCACGGGGAAGAGGAAGAAAAUAAAAAUUCACUGCACGGACAUAAACCACAAGUGUCUGGAGUUCCUCAUAAGCGACGUUAUGAUUCCCUCCAUUGGAAACCAGUCCAUUCCCGUGGAUUUCUGCUUUGCCGUCAUGUACGAGUCCACUGAGGGGGUUCACAGCAACUUGGCGGAAAGAUGUGCCAACGGGGAUCCCAGCAGGGAUGCCAGAGGGGACGAUGUUGACGACUUUCAUGGGGAUGAUCUCCCUGGCCGUGCCCAAGUUAAUACUGGCGGACGGAACUGCCAACUCGCGCUGGACUACGAACUCGUGCAGUUGUUCCUCCACUUGUCUCUCGCGAAGGUAAGGGAUUUGUUUAUUUGCUCAUGGAAAUAUUUCUCCUUCGAAAUGCCCUACUACUCUGCAGAUAUCCAUCCGCUCAUUUAUCAAAAUGUUUUCCCCGACCCGCGCUCUGGGAGCUUAAUCACCAGUUUUUUUUCAUGGUUCAUUGCAUCCAUGGAGAAGUAUUUGCGCGCGAGUGCGGGCACGCCGAUUUGA